AUGGAAUCCCAAUUCAAUCGUCGAAAUGGAGCACGACGCCGCAACUUUGAGAUCAACGACGCGAUUUUUGCCAAAGAUUAUCGAGGUCAGAAACCCACUUGGACUCUCAGUUUAAUCACACGCCGUGUUGAAAACACACCCUACACUAUUCGGUGUGGAAACGGAGUAUGGACUCGGCACGUAAACCAUUUGCGAUCCAGGAUCAGCACAACUGCGACUAACACUUUCUUGGAUGUGGUCGACCUACCGCUACUCAACUCCGCGAGCAGGGACGAUAAUACAACGCCGACUGCCGACUCGUUUCAACAACCGCAACGCUUCGACGACCCUGCCGCCGGCUACAGGUGGACCCACGAAGAACUCGAUACGAGAUAUUUUGAAAGGGAGGUGUUGUAG
Messenger RNA from Necator americanus (New World hookworm), 396 nucleotides. RefSeq lists its product as uncharacterized. Lineage: Eukaryota; Metazoa; Nematoda; Chromadorea; Rhabditida; Ancylostomatidae. The transcript has a single exon. Bases 1 to 396 code for a protein of 131 amino acids. The record is from RefSeq and is a predicted model, not a curated record.